UACGCCGUUGCUCGCUUGUUGUGUGUGAAUGGUUUGCAACUGGGCUUUGAAGUAUUUGUUUCUGAAAGAUUAUUCAUUUGCCCAAAAGACGGUCAAUUAUUGAUGAGGAAAUAUUUUUAUAAAAUAAAAUUAGCGGUCCUGGAAGCAACGUACAUUUCAUAAUGAUGUUUAUGAUCUUGUUAAUGGCUCAUUGCAACAGAGGCAAAACAUUUCUAAAAUGAAUUUUUGGCAAUGUUUUUUCUCAGAAAACAUUAUCACUAUAAUAUAUUCAAGUGUCAUGGACCCACAAUGUAUCUUAGAUAGGUUACCUCCACAUUUGAUGUAGCUGGAAAAAAAAUAAACAAAGCUGACAACUGUCACUGGUCAAUGCGUGGCCUCUUUGGCUGGUCAAUAUGCAGAGUAAUACUAGUUGUGCCUCCAUAGAUGUUCGAAUUUCCAAAAAUGGAUUUCAGUGCUCGGUUGCUGUCAAUGUUCAAGGAGGAUGUUUUUUAAGACUGGGAUAUGUGUACACGGGGGCUUUGUGUUGCAGCUGAAAGGUGGAGAUCCUCUGGCUGAGUUAGACUGUUACUUAGCUGUGGCUGGACAUUCUCUUUCAAGUCGUGGCCAGUUGAUGACAAGAUUUUAGACGUGUUUUGUUGAUGCCUCUUAGUGACUUUCCUGUAGUUGUUUAGAGAAUGUGGAUUUUUGUGACCAGUUACAUGGGCUGCUUGAUCAUCUGGAACAUUAUUGUUCAAGAAUUUCUGUCACAAAUGCUUCUUGACACUGGUGUUUGUCAGACGUUUGUUGUUACGACUAGGUUCAUACAUUUGCCAAUUUUUCUGGCGUACGCCUAUGUAAAAACUGGGAGAUAUCAACAAUUCUGAUGCAGGAAUCUGGUGAAUUGGACGAUGCUCAUUUCUGGAGUGCAAGAAUGUCAGAAAUAGGACAUUGAGAAUGGCACACUCCAAAAGAAGUAAGGGAAGAGGACUUGCAAACGAAAUCACGAAACAGGAUGAAGAAACUUUAACAGAGAUUGCGGAAAGACUCUUGUUUGAAGACACAUGGACCGAAAAAGACAUAAGUAAAGCUAAAAUACUGAUAUCCGACCGCAAAUGUCUGCCAGUUAUGCGAGAAAUAUUGCAGGACCGGCUGAGAUUAGAAUUGAUACUUAGGCCACCAGUGACUAAGGAAAGGGCGGCUAGAAGCAGUUCUGACCAGUCGCUUAUAGAUAAGGUUCGGGAAGCUAAGAAAAGACAGCGACAAAAAACAUCGAACAAAAAGAAUGUGGAAUCAACUGGAACGAAUAGUGACACAGUACCGAAAGAGACUGGCGAUAAUCCUUACAGAAGACUUCGAUAUAUAAAAGCUUUGCAGGAUGGAAAGGAAACUGAUCGUUGUAUUCGAAUAAAUGUUGUUGGGAAUUUUGCACAGGGAAAAACAACCUUGGUUAGGAGACUAGUUGGAGAAAGUAUAGAUGGGGUUGAAGCUACAAAUGGAAUAGAUGUUGAUCGUUAUCGAUGUGAGCAAUCUCAAGAUGGAAAUCUGAUAUGCAUUAAAUCUGACGAAAGCGAUGUUUCAAAUAAAAUCCAACGACUGUAUUCGACAGCAAGUUCAUCAGAUUUAACUGACACGGACAAUUCUAAUGAUUUAGUUACUGAUGAUGCAAUGCCUGUUCUUGAAAAAGAAAGUCAAAAAUUGCCAACUUACUUUGAAGUUAUAAAUGAAGACGAACAGGAGUCGGUUAUCUUUGACAUAUGGGACUUUAGUGGUCAGUAUGUAUUCUAUGCAACACAUACGAUGUUUCAUAGUAGAAAGGCGAUAUAUCUUCUUGUCAUGAAUCUUUCUCUUGACAUGGACUGCAGCCUUUUGGGUACCGAGUUCCCGGCAGAGACUGGUGAUAGAAAUGUGGAAUACAUCAUCCAAUUCUGGCUAAAUUCCAUUCAUUCCUUUGUUGGAAUGCAAAACGGUUAUGAUCCGCUGAUUAUACUUGUCGGAACACACAAAGACAAACUGCACGGAGACGAAAAUGCUAAGCAACUUCUCGCAAAGAAAUACUUCGAAGACGUAAGAAAACGCUUCGAAAACACAGAUGUCAUAAAACAUAUUCAUUCAAAGGACUUUGUCGUUGAUAACAUGUCGUCCACGGAUUGUGGUAUCGAGUCUCUUCGGAUGGAAAUUGUUAAAUUAGGGAAGGAAAAAGCCAUAAAUGUCAAAAUACCGGCAAAAUGGAUACCUUUAGAAGACGCUUUGCAGAAGAGAAGAAAUGAAAAUAUAAUUUCACUAGAGGAUUUAAAGAAAAUUGACGCUGGAAACAUUCUACCGCUUGGCGAUGAGGAGCAAAUCAAAUUGCUUUUGCAGUACCACCAUGCCAAAGGAACUUUGUUCUUCUUCGAUGAAUAUCCAGUCUCGGACUACGUCGUUAUCAAUCCACAGUAUCUUAUCGAUGCAUUCAAAUGUAUCAUAACAUCUCAAAGGUUUUGCCGAAAUGAUCAUCCUGAGGCUCGACCUUUAUGGAGCUGCCUUGUGAAAGAAGCAAAACUUGAAAAUGAUUUUAUCGACUUUCAGUGGAAGAUGAACAAAGACAAAAACUUCAUGGCAAAUAGGGAAAUAUUACUGUUCUUUCUGAAGAAACAACACAUUAUAUCAGAAGUCAUGAGAUUCGAUGAGCAAUGUCAGGUGACCGAAAGGUUAGGCUGGUACAUCGUUCCAAGUUUACUGAAGAACCAAAUAACACAAACGAAGAUCAACGACAUUCUUCGAGGAAAGAAACAGACAAUUGUCCGGAUUGCUCUGCUUUUCGAUAACUCAGCAGUAUUACCAACGAUAUGUCAUCGUUUGUUUGCCGCAGCCCUUGGAAAUUGGAGUAUUGCUUCGUUCCACGACCAGUUUCUAUUGUUUGAGGACUACGCAGUAUUCAGGCUUGACAUGUAUGAAACCGGAAUCAUAAUUUUGAAUGUUAAAGAAAGAACCAUAGAAUUGCAAGUUUUAGGUCUUGGUUGCUCACCAUCUAUGGGAGAUAAUUUCAGGCGUUUUGCAGAAAAACUUGUUAAUCAUGAGUUUAGAAAACUAAACACCAGUGAACAUGUGGAACCGUACCGUCUACACUACAGAUGCAGUCACACAAGCCAUGGAGUUGGUUGCAGUCAGCUCGCUGAUCUGUCACUAAUAGAAGGAAAACAAAGCGUUCCCUGUCCGGAUUUGGAGAACCACAAAAUAAGUGUGAAUGAUGCAAAACAGGAAUGGUUCUUAGAGGGCAAUAUUAGUAUUAAUGAAAUACCACAGGUGGUACCAUCCGAGAAACAGCUUAGUAAAAUCUCCAAUUCUAUCGGGGAAAACUGGGAAAUUCUUGGCUUAGAAUUGGGACUCAAAAAGGUUCAAAUAGACCAUUUGAAUGAAGACAAUCAGGAUGCUAUCAUGAAAAAAUUUGGCAUGCUUUUAGAAUGGCGAAAACAGAAGGCUGAAAGAGCGACGAUAGAUGUUCUGGUAAAGGCAAUAAAAAGGGUUCCAACAGUCCGAAUCGACUGGGAUAUCAUUCGGAAUUUUAUUGACGAAAUCGGACUGGAAGUUUUGUCAACAUGUUUAUGAGCCAUGAUAACAAUAUGUAUUAAAGGUUAAAGAGGCACGUGGUAUGUACGGACCAUCUGUGCAAGAAUACUGGUAGAUUGUAUUCUUAAUCGCAUUUGCUGUAAGACCUGAGAUUAUUUUUAUGCAUCGGCGUAGAUAUUCAGUUCGAAAAAGGAGUAAACUACAUACAUUUGUAACAUACUAGUAAGCUUAAAGUGGCACACAUAUAAACAUAAUCACAAACACAUGUGCAAAGGACAACGGGAAUAAAAAUGAUCACUGAAACUUGCUGUUACCUUUAAAAAAAAUAGAACUUUUUUUGAAAGAAAAUUUGAAAACUAUUAAAACUAUAAUGUGUCCGAAAAUUUUGCAAAAUUUUUCUUGUGUAAUAUCGUGUUUCAUGAUUUUCAUGUCGUAGUAUGAUAUCUUUCGAGAUUUAAAGUUAUCUUUCUUUACAAUUUAUAACUUCACGUGUACAUUUAUAGUCUUUAUUGUGUCUUUAUUGUGUCUCCCACCACAUGGGAGACAUAUUGAUUUACUCCAAUCUGUGUGAGUGUGUUUGUGUCUGUUUGUUUGACUGUCUGUCUGUCUGUCUGUCUGUCUGUCUGUGAGUGUGUCUUUCUGCAUUUUUUCAGCGUUGCUUUCCCGGUUUUCCUUGUUGUUUUUUUAUUUUCUAUUUACCCAUAAUAUCCACCCCUUUCUCUUCCCAUACCCGUGUCUAUAUGUAUAAUUAAUGUGUACUUGUUGUUGGAUUUUGAAGCAAUCCGUCUGCUAUAUCUUUAAACCAAUUUUUUUUGUUGGAUGCCUUCUUUGCGAGCAUGACUCUCUUGUUGUCUUUGGUGUGCUCUUUGCUUCCGGGAAAUUUAUCCUAACGUCUUAUUUUUUAUAGGACAUUUAUAAACAUUUAUUCUAUCAUGAUCCACAGUAUCAAACACCCCGUAUAUGAAUCUACAAUUAAAUAGUCUUGGCUGUUACAUUUUACUCUACGAUUGUAACACAGGAAAUUCCACCUCUACUUCAGUUAAAUGCCGUUUAAAAAAUACAUCAAAUAUUCUGAGACAAAUAAAUACUAACUGAUAUCCAUUUGCAUGUAAGAGUGAGAAAAGAUUUUGCCUUCAACAUCAGUGUCCUUUGUAUGGCCGUAAAUUUUACAACAUCUGCAGUGCUGUUAAUGCAGACACUAAAAUAUCAACUACUAUGCCACUAAUUAAUACUUUGUAAUCUAUUUUCCAAUCAUGCAUACUCAAGUUUUACUUAGUUAAACUUACAUUUACUUAAUACCUUUCCCAAAAUGUCCUUGAGUGUAUUUGUGCACUGGGGUGGUAAACUCUUUUAGAAACUGCAUAGACUUUGUAAACUUUGAAUGAAGUUUUUAUAUCUGCUGGAAAAAAAUCACAAUUAUUACUACUGUAUACUUUAACUAAAAGUACUAAAUGUUAUUUAAUUUUUACAGCUUACGAAUGAAGUAUCAUACUGUAAUGUGCGAAAUAUUUACGUGAUUAGAAUCGAAAUAAUAAAUAUGUUCCAAUAAUACUAUUAUAGUUAAUAAAACAUAAGCAGUCGAUAAGAUCAAGCAUGCUAAACACUUAUGCAUCUGAAAUCCUGCUAAUAUUUUAUUAACUGAUAAAAUACAGGAGCAUAUUUAUUAUUACUAAAGUAUGCAUUUCAGUUUUGCUUUGUUCAAGUAAUUAGUCAAUUAAUGUAUACGAAUAAUAAAUUUUGAUAGUGAGUGA
Molecule: messenger RNA, 5276 nt
Organism: Mercenaria mercenaria
Lineage: Eukaryota; Metazoa; Mollusca; Bivalvia; Venerida; Veneridae
Exons: 14
Coding region: 934-3564 (876 amino acids)
Biological process (GO): signal transduction
Molecular function (GO): protein binding
Source: RefSeq, a predicted model, not a curated record